UCGCUCCACGCAGUGCCCAGUGCGGGGACAUGAGUGUUCCUGAGCCACCGCCUCCGGACGGGGUCCUUACGGGGCCCUCUGACAGCCUGGUGGCCGGCGAGCCCACGCCGGGCUUAAGUGAUAUGUCUCCAGAUGAAGGACUGAUAGAGGACUUCGCUGUGGAGGACAGAGCUGUAGAGCACCUGGUGGGAGGCCUGCUGUCCCACUACUUACCAGAUCUGCAGAGGUCCAAGCGAGCGCUCCAGGAACUCACACAGAACCAAGUUGUGUUACUAGAUACACUGGAACAAGAGAUUUCAAAGUUUAAAGAAUGCCACUCCAUGUUGGACAUCAAUGCUUUGUUCACAGAAGCGAAGCACUAUCAUGCCAAGCUGGUGAACAUACGGAAAGAGAUGCUGAUGCUCCAUGAGAAAACCUCAAAGCUGAAAAAGAGAGCACUGAAGCUGCAGCAGAAGAGGCAGAGAGAAGAGCUGGAGAGGGAACAGCAGCGCGAGAGGGAAUUUGAAAGAGAAAAGCAGCUGACAGCCAAGCCAGCCAAGAGGACAUGAGGAGCCUGCUUUCAGGUUCCUGUCCCACCAUGCUUCCUGGAUCUCCAGUGCUGUACACAAGGAGCGAGGUGUGGAUGGCGCCCUAUGCUGUGGCAUGUCCUGAAAUCUUUGCCAGGGUUGCUGUGUCUCCAAGACUUCACUCAAGAAGCCUUGUUAAUACUUAAGUUUUCAACUCUUGCUUAACCUUAACAUUUCUUAUUUUGAUCUUAAAUCAUUUGUAAACUGAAAACACUUUGGUUAUUACAAGAGUCUGGAUACUAGUUCAAAAUGAGUAGAAGGUCUGUGCUUCUUAAGAAUCGAUUUUAGUUUCAAUUUCUCCCUUUCUGAGGACAGGCCUUUCCUGCACAGCCACACUGAUGUUUGGGAAUUGCUUUUUAUUGCUUAAAGAGAAAUACCAAUUGUCUGAUCACAAAUCUCCCAGAAAGAGAGCUGCCAAGCUUCUGUGAAGAACAUAGGAAGAGUGUGCACACUGGAAAUACCAGCACCUUAGACGUAGGCUGGGAGUGGAUGCCAGACAGGUUCUUCUAGCCAGUCUCCUCUGUUUUCAGUGUUGCUGCUGAAGUCAAUUUUGGGUUCAGGGCAGGAUUCUAUCCAUUCCUAAAGCAAUGGAGCAAUGGUGGACCUGCCAGAUAGUCAGAGGUGUGUUUGUGUGUGUCUGUCUGUCUGUGUGUGUGUAUGUGUGUGUGAGUGUGUGUGUGUGUCUCUGUGUGUGUGUGUGUCUGUGUGUGUGUGUUUGCAUGUGCAUGCUAAGUCAUCACAAUGUAACAAUGUCUCUGUGCUUUUUUUGGUUUCUCUCUCUCUUUUUUUUCUAGAGACAGACUCUCUAUAAAGCCCUGACUGUCCUGGUAUUCACUGUGGAGACCAGGCUGGCCUCAAACUUAACAAUCUACCUGCCUCUUAUUCCCAAGUGCUGGGAUUAAAGGUGUGCACCGCCAUGCCUUGCUCUGGUUUUUAAGUAGAACAAAAUCUGCUGCUGCUCACAUCAUAUGUGAAUAGUGUACAGAAGAGAGGACAUGACACCUUUACUGUUUUCUAGAACUUUUUUCCUUCUUGUUGCAUGUAGGAACUUACUCUGUAGGGCAAGAUGAAGUCUCAUUGUUUGAAAUCAAGAGUGCAACAGUAUACUUUUCUGUUUUAGUGUUUAAAAGGAAGCUCGUUUCUAGCCCCUACUAUGAGUUAGCAGCAUAAGCUACAAAGGUGUCUGAUUAGAAUGUGCAUCUUUUAUAACUAUACUUUUAGUAAGCUGGAAUUACUACCUCUGAUCACAUACUGGGUGAUAGAGAGAUCAAUAGAGAGACCAUUAAAGAUAACCAGUGCUAAGAACUGUCAGCUUAAAAGCUUAACUGCUUCUUUGAAGGAGCCUUUUCCUUCUUAAUGAAUUGUGGUCCCACAGUCAUUGAUCUUGACUUCUGUUCAAGAAUACAAACAAGUCUAUUCGAAAGGCUGUUACCCUUAGUCACUUGCUAGCACUCCUAGAGCACAAGUCACUAGGACUUGCAGGACAAUGCCAUUACAUUGUAGAAUGUAUUUGUUACAAUAAAAUAUCAGAUAUCUGACGAAGGCUGGAGAUUGCUUUUCAUGCUGACGUUAGACCAGUGUUGUUGGUUGUUUCAAGUGCUCUUCCUAGACACUUCUGGAUACUUCCUCAGUCUCUUAAAGAGAAUCUGUUCUUUGUUUUGCUUAAAGUUUCUGCCAGUGAUUCUGGUGUACCUUAAAGGAUGAGACACUUCUGGGUCUGGUUGCCACUGGCAGGGUUUCCCACACUAAAUAGCAUGUCCUUUUCACCUGGGAACUUGAAGAAAAUGCAGAUAUCCUCAGUUCUUACCCACUAGUUCUGAUGUGGGGCCAUAGAUUUAGAGUGCUCCAGAUUAUUCUGAUGCAAGGAACUGGUGGUUUAGACUAUCCAGUGAUUUACAUUCCUAAGCAAUGGAAUAGUUUCAAAGCUACCCAGUAAUUUGUGGAAUUAAUUUUAAUAAAUAAACUAUUCACUCCUGCUUUUGAUAGAAUCAGAUUUAAAGCUGAACCUUAGCUGGCAGGAAAUUAAGAGUCCUAGUUAAUUAAUUGAACUUUUUGACCUGUAUUAAAAUAAAUCAUGUUUAACGAAUGGAUGGCAACGUGGCACAUAUGUUCUGAGAAUUAUAUUAAGUUUUAAAGACUUUUUUUUUUUUUUUUGAGACAAGGUUUCUCUGUAUAGUCCUGGCUGUCCUGCAAUUUACUCUGUAGACCAGGCUGGCCUCGAACUCAGAAAUCCUCCUGCCUCUGCCUCCCAAGUGCUGGGAUUAAAGGCAUGCCGGUGAGUUUUAAAGACUUUAACAUAUCAAAAAGAUGGACUGGAGAGAAAGCUCAGCAGUUAAGAACACUUACUGCUUUUAGAGAGGACGGGGGUUAUAUUCCCAGCACCCACAUGGUGGCUCACAACCAUCUGUACCUCCAGUUCCAGGGGAUCCAGUCCCCUCAUCUGGCCUCUGUAGCAUCAGACACAGAUGCGGUGCACCUACUCACAUGUAGACAAAGCACUCACCCACAUAAUAGAGAAAUAAAUCUAUAAAAUAUUCAUCAUUACCUACCACUUGGAGGUCAGAGGUCAAUCAGAAACACCAUAGGUGAUAAAACCCUAAAAUUUUAGCUGUAUUUCAGUAACAUGGAAGCAGAAUAACCAAACAUGUACCCUUAUAAUAGUCUUGCUGUGUUUUUCAACAAAUAGAAAUUGGUCGAAAGAAAAGUUGCCUUUGUUUUGAAAUAAUAUCAGCUAUAUAUGGUGCUGACACAUAGGGUGUUCAUUUUGAGCUGGCUUUGUCAUGAAUAUCAUGUAAAUGUGCAGACAUUGAAUGUAAUAGACAUGUGACCACAGUGAAUUUUGGUGUGGAUUCAGUUCACCAGUACCAAUUGUAUGCCCAAACACCUUUGUCUGAUUUUGAUUUUAUAAGUGAAAGCUACUUUUAUGAACCUAAUAAAAAUGUCAGAAUCACCCAGUA
Molecule: messenger RNA, 3523 nt
Organism: Grammomys surdaster
Lineage: Eukaryota; Metazoa; Chordata; Mammalia; Rodentia; Muridae
Gene: Bloc1s6
Product: biogenesis of lysosomal organelles complex 1 subunit 6
Exons: 5
Coding region: 30-548 (172 amino acids)
Biological process (GO): intracellular transport
Cellular component (GO): extrinsic component of membrane; transport vesicle; BLOC-1 complex
Source: RefSeq, a predicted model, not a curated record